CAUAGCGUCAGUCGCACUUACAAACGCGGUACCUCAGUUAUGGCUGAUGAAAAAAUUGAUUAUUAUUAUCCUGGAGAUGUAAUUUACACUGGUAAACCGUUCAUCUCAUGUAUUCAAAAAGGCGUACAAAAGCAUAUAUGCGGAUAUUGUCUAUCAAGGCGGGGGCCUCUGAAAUUUUGUGGAUGUUGUCGUGUAACUAGAUACUGCAGCAAAAGUUGUCAGUGUAUAAAGAAUUUUCCCCCCUCCUUUCCGCAUGCCUUCGUGGUGUAAUUGGAAGCAUACCCGAUGUGUACUCGAGAGGUUCAAGGUUCGAGUCCCGGCGAGGGCAGCUGCAGA
Messenger RNA from Stegodyphus dumicola, 336 nucleotides. Its product is annotated as histone-lysine N-methyltransferase SMYD3-like. The record is from RefSeq and is a predicted model, not a curated record. Gene Ontology annotation, cellular component: nucleus. Lineage: Eukaryota; Metazoa; Arthropoda; Arachnida; Araneae; Eresidae. Gene Ontology annotation, molecular function: protein binding.